AUGGCAACAAACAUUGUCCAACCACAAGUGUCGUCACAAUCACAAGAGCAAGAUGAAACAUUGUCUCUUUCUGAUCUUCCACUAUCUCUAAACAACCCUUGUAAAGAACAACUCUCUGAAAUCAACGAAACAACACAAGAAGAAUUCAACUUCCGUUCAUGGGUUGGUCUCUUUUCAACCGAACCAAAAAUGUGUGUAGCAGAUGAAGUUUUCUUCCAAGGACAAAUCCUCCCAUCGUCGCGUCUCUCGUUUAGCUCAGAAACCGGCUUAUUAUCCAAUCACCACGGUAAGCAAUUCAAACCAAACCAAGAAUCUUUGAGUUUUAACAACGGUUGUUUCAACGAGUUUCGUAGCAAUAGUAGUACAAGUCAAAACUCAACCACAUCAAGUAGCACUAGUUCAACAACAAAAACCAAAGUUAGAAACCAGUUUCACACACAUCCAAGUCCAAAGCCACAGAUAAAAUCAUCAUGUCCAAGAAAGUGUAUAACUCAAAGUAGAAAGUCAUCGGUUUGGGAAAUUUUCCGUUUAGGUGUGGUCCCUACACCAGAAAUAGGACUGCAAGACCUAAAGGUUCGCAGCAGUAAUCAUAGAAACUGUGUAAGUCGCAACAGUAGUAGCAGCAGCAACAGCAAUAGUACUAAAAGUGGCCAAAUGAGUAAGAAGAAGAACGAUAAUGGUGGAAAGAGCAAUCAUGUUUUGAAACACUUAGUUGGUAAACGAGGUGGUUUGUUGAGUGGUUGUGAUUGUUCGUUUGAAACGGUGGUGAUCAAUGGUAGUAGUGGUGUUAAAAGUGAUUACAAGACAGAAAGUACUAAGAAGCACGCGGUUAAAGAAAAAGUGAUGGAGUGGAAGAAACAAAAGCAAAGACAAAAGCAAGGUAAAAAGGUUUUGUCACGUCGUAGAACGUUUGAGUGGCUUAAAGAAUUGCAUGCAAAUCAUCUUGAGGAAGAGGCUUUAUUGUCAAACUCGUCAUGA
Lathyrus sativus (Indian pea) is the source of this 978-nucleotide messenger RNA. The record is from the annotation of a GenBank genome assembly. Lineage: Eukaryota; Viridiplantae; Streptophyta; Magnoliopsida; Fabales; Fabaceae.